AUACCAAAAUAGUCGGGAUCCACUACCUAAGAUGUCAUUGUAAUGUUACUUAUCUGAGGUGAAACUGAAGCCCUUAUCUCUGGCUCUGGGCAGCAAUUAAGUGCGGAGGUUGCCUUUUAAAGGCAUCAAGUCCUUAGCUUGGAUCCUUGAAUACUGAACACCAUGAGCAACUACAGCGUGUCUUUGGUUGGCCCAGCUCCUUGGGGUUUCAGGCUUCAAGGUGGCAAGGAUUUCAACAUGCCCCUGUCCAUCUCUCGGCUUAACGACGGUGGAAAAGCAGCCCGAGCACACGUGGGGAUUGGUGACGUGGUUCUCACUAUUGAUGGGAUAAGUACAGACGGGAUGACUCAUCUAGAAGCACAAAACAAGAUCAAGGCAUGUACAGGCAAUCUGAAUAUGACUUUGCAAAGAGUGGCUUCUGCAACAAAACCUGAUCUUAUUCAUGUACCAAAGGGAGAACCUAAAGAAGUAGUUAAGCCUGUGCCUGUUGCCUCUGCUGCUGCAUCCAAAGUCACUGCCAUGGCCAGUGUGGCUUACAAUAAGACCCCGAGGCCAUUCGGAGCUGUGACCUCCUCAAAAGUCACCUCCAUCCCGUCACCGUCCUCUGCCUUCACCCCAGCCCAGGCGGCACCCAUGCUCCCCACCCCGGCCCCAUUUGCUGCACCAGGACUGCAUGUUAAUGCCAAGCCUAAUGCUGAUGGGCGGCCGCCCACGCCGAGCACUGCUAAACCUGCCGUUAAUGUCCCACGGCAGCCUGCCACGCACAAUGCCGCCCCAGGCGGCCAUGUCGGCGACAGCACCCAGGAGCUAGCGGAGGGGCUGCGACGAGGAUUCAGAGAGAACCAGGGUGACAAUAAACAGCAAAAUGGGAAAAUCCCACCCAAACGCCCGCCACGGAAGCACAUUGUGGACACCUAUACGGAGUUCUACCACACCCCUACUCACAGCGAUGCCAGCAAGAAGCGGCUGAUCGAAGACACUGAAGACUGGCAUCCCCGGACAGGCACUACCCAGUCACGCUCUUUUCGCAUCCUUGCCCAGAUCACCGGCACUGAUCAUAUGAAAGAACCAGAACAUGAAGGUUCAAAGAAGUCUAAGGAAAAAAAAACAGAGAAUGGAGAGCUCAGAAUACCUGCAGAUCUGCGUAGCAGAGCAGAAGCCCAGGAUACCUCUACUAAUCUGAGUAAAAGCUCCACUGCCACCCAGGCUUUGGAUAUACCACCUGUACCAGAGUUUCCAUCUACAUCUUUAAUUCCUAUGAGUGAAAAUGAUGCUAAACCAGAGUCUGCAGCCACUUUUCUGCCGAUAGCAGAGUCCUCCCCUGGCAGUGCCCCAUCUCUCAGACUCACUGACCACAUUGAUGCAACAGCUUCUGGGAGGAAAAUAACUGUGGAGUUGCCCUCUGCUGAUGCAUCAGUCCUUUUGCCAAGCACAGCUGGCACAGAGCCUCCUCUCCCUGCAAAGUGCAGUGUGGCUACACAGACCUCAGAGCCCCCUCUGCCCACUCCUACAGCCAUGCAGCCACCUUUUGCAACCCCAUCUGUGGAAGCGACUCCUGUUGUGCCUCCUCGUCCUGCCAGGCAUGAUGCAUCUGUGCCUACUUCCGAAACAAAUACUUUCGGUAAUAUCUCAAGCUGUCAGUCUAAACCAUCCAUAAGUCACACAAGCUUGUGUGCUAGAACAGAAUUUCUGGGAAGUCCUUCAGGAAGUCUGGCCAAGCUUGGACCUGCUCCUGUUCCUGUUUUUUCUCCUGUCAAGCAGAGAUCAAAAAUUAAGAGUAUGGCUGCUGCUGCUGUGUCUGCUGCCAUUGCUGUUCAUGCCAGGCUCUCAGAACCUAGUGCCUACCGCUUGCUCUUGGAUGCUCUGCUCAUCACCCCUGUCACUAAACCUCCUCUACAAGCCAGCAGGCCCUCCAGGAAGUCAACAAGUGCUCUGGAGUUGCCAAAGAGCAAGAGUGAUUCCAUGGAGCCUACUCCACCUGCCACUCAUACUGCCACUUCAGUGAGGAAUGUGUCUGCCAGCCAUGAAAGCCCAGAUCCUAGACCUACCCCCACCAACAACGCCACAUCUCCUUCAGUGCCCAAGCUAACAGGACCGCCAAGCGGUGCCAAGUACUCGGGCUGGCAGCCUCCAAGUCAAGCAGCUCCUGCCAGUGGAUGGACAUCAAACAGUAUUAAAACAUUUGGAACAACUGCUCCAAGUCAAAAGUUUGAAACAGCCCCUCAGCUAACAGAACAGGACACAUUGGUUCAAAGGGCAGAGCAUAUUCCAGCAGGAAAGCGUACUCCAAUGUGUGCACAGUGCAAUCAAGUCAUUAGAGGACCUUUCUUGGUGGCCUUGGGGAAGUCAUGGCACCCAGAGGAAUUUAACUGUGCUCACUGCAAAACUUCCAUGGCUUACAUUGGAUUUGUGGAAGAGAAAGGGGCUCUGUACUGUGAGGUCUGCUAUGAGAAGUUCUUUGCACCUGAGUGUUCCAAGUGCCAGAAGAAGAUCCUUGGAGAAGUAAUAAAUGCUUUGAAACAAACUUGGCAUGUUUCCUGCUUCGUGUGUGUGGCCUGUCAUAACCCCAUCCGCAAUAAUGUCUUCCACUUAGAAGAUGGUGAUCCCUACUGUGAGAUGGAUUACUAUGCCCUCUUUGGUACUAUGUGUCACGGCUGUGAAUUCCCCAUUGAAGCUGGAGACAGGUUCCUUGAAGCCCUUGGCCACACUUGGCAUGACACUUGCUUUGUAUGUUCGGUAUGUAAUGACAGUUUGGAGGGUCAGGCUUUCUUCUCCAAGAAGGACAAGCCACUCUGCAAGAAACAUGCUCACUCUGUCAACAUCUGAUUCUUGGAGCUCAUCUUGUUUAGCAAACGUACUGAGCAGAAGGAAAGGUCAAAAUGUCAGUGUUCAAUAAUUGGUUAAAAUUAUUUAUGUAUGCUAUGUUAAAAAUGGAAGAGAAAUGUGGAAAUAGGUGUUUGUACGCUAUUUUUAAAGUCUUUAUCAGUUAGGGAUUUGCUUCAUAAAAAGAUGGGAAUUGGGAAUCAAACCCAAGCCUUUACAUCUGCAUUUGGCAUAUUACUGGGUUCAUGAUUUUAUGACCACAUUUAUAUAUAUUUACAUAUGAGGAAGGAAACUUCUCUAAAAAUAAAUACCUGAUACUAAUGUGUUGGUUUUGCUGCUGUUCAACAAACGAAAGGAGAUUGGCUUCAGUGAUCCAGAUCACUUUAUUUUGCUGAUGUUUUUUUAAAGUGUAUCUAGAAGUACUGAAGCUAAACUCCAUUAAAAAGGAACUCAAAGCAAAAAUAGGCUUACUUGGUAUGUAUGCAGUUCAACAACUGAUAAUUUCAUCUGAUGCUCUGAUUUAUGAACCCAUAUCUGCGCCUUUAGCAGUGAAGUCUCUGAUGGGCCUGCAGAGUACAUAUGUUUUUACAAAGCAGUUAAGCAUAGGUGGCUACACAAGCAAACAGGAGUGACUUAGAAGAGGCCACUUGAAAGAAAGCAUAGAUGAGAUACUGUUUCUUACAUCAUGGCAUAUAUUACCAGAACACUAGCCAAAACAAAGUGCUAGUUGAGGUGCAUUUGACAAGAUAGAAAUGUCAGAUCAGAUCUUCAGUAUAAGGAAGUGGGAGUCUACUGUUCACAGCUGAAGUUUUAGGAAGUUUUCAAUGCCUCGGGAAGGAAAAAACAUUGAAUCUACGCAUAAAAGUGUUUAUAACUUCAAUGUGAUGCUUUGGUGUUUAAUGAGGGAAACUUCUGAAAUGCAACUGAGGACAUUGUUUUUCUCUUAGUACACUAUUUAUGAUGUAGCUUAUAAAUACGUAUAUUGGUGGUGUGCCAGGUAGUGUACUGAAAACUUAUUUUCUUGCUCAGCUGUUAAGAUUUUUAUUAGUUUUGCUUUUUUCUCUCCUUUCCAGCAGAUGCAAGGAAUAUAUUAUUAAAUAAUGUAACAUUGA
Messenger RNA from Meleagris gallopavo (turkey), 3935 nucleotides. It is a transcript of the gene PDLIM5, whose product is annotated as PDZ and LIM domain 5. The record is from RefSeq and is a predicted model, not a curated record. Gene Ontology annotation, biological process: actin cytoskeleton organization; heart development; muscle structure development. Gene Ontology annotation, cellular component: stress fiber; adherens junction; filamentous actin. Lineage: Eukaryota; Metazoa; Chordata; Aves; Galliformes; Phasianidae. Gene Ontology annotation, molecular function: actin binding; muscle alpha-actinin binding.